AUGUUGAACAGAAUCACCAAAUCUCGUUCUCGUGCCGAGAAGACUAAACAAAAGGAUUCUCUUCUUUCCUUAGUUCUUCAGAACGCUAUUACCAUGCCUUCUUGUUCCUUCUGCGAGGAUCGUGGUAUUCAAUCUUGUCAAGUCUCUGUCGAGGAUUCCUCUCGCUGCGCUGAAUGUGUUCGCCUGAGUUGUUCUCGGUGCGAUGUUCAAGGGUUGAGUGCAGCGGAAAUUCAUCGGAUAGGCAUUCAAUACCAACGCCUGGAGGACCAACUUGAGAGUGCUGAGGAGCGGCUGUGCAAUGCUGCUGCGGAGAUAGGAUGUUUGUGGAAGCAGAAGCGUCUGUAG
Cryphonectria parasitica EP155 is the source of this 345-nucleotide messenger RNA. RefSeq lists its product as uncharacterized. Bases 1 to 345 code for a protein of 114 amino acids. The transcript has a single exon. The record is from RefSeq and is a predicted model, not a curated record. Lineage: Eukaryota; Fungi; Ascomycota; Sordariomycetes; Diaporthales; Cryphonectriaceae.